AUGAUAGGAACGAAUUAUUAUUUUAUUAAAAUUUGUUUUUCACUCGUAUUUCUCUUUGUUUUUUCCCGCUUUCCUUUUCUUCUUUUUCUUUGUUUUUUCUAUCUUUUUAUAUUUCUUCUUCAUAUUUUUCUGUCUUUUCUCUCGUUCAUUAAACUUUAUUAUUCUUCUAUAUUCUUUCUUUUUUACUUUCUUUCAUUUACACGUUUUUUUUUCUUUCUACAAUAUGUUAAGCUUUCUUUUAUUCGACUUCUUUUUCUUUCUUUCUCUCACGUAUUUUUUGUUCUUUCUUUUGUUUCUCUAUCCUUUCUUUUGUUUUUUUUUGUACUUUUUUUUGUAUUCUUCCUUUUUUCUCUUUUCUUAAGUCUUUUCUUUCUUUUUCACUUUUUUUCUUCUCAUUCUUUCUUUAUCUCUUUUCAUUCCAUCAUUUACAUUCAUUUCUUAUUUUAUUUUUCAUUCUUUGCAUUCUUUCUCUUUUUUCUUUUCUUUUACACUUGUUUUUUUUUCUUAUAUUGCAUACUUCAUUUUCGUUUCUUUUGCAUUUUCUUCUCUUUGUUUUAUUUCUGUUUUUUUUCCCCUCCAUUUUCAUUUUCUUUUCUCUGUCUAUUUUCUUUCUAUUAUUAUUUCUUUCCCUUUUCUCCUGCUUCCUUCAUUUUUUUCCUUCUACCUUCUUAUCUUAUGGAAUUACUUCUUGAUAUUUUUCUUUUCCCCAUUACUUAUUUUCUCCUUAACUUUUUCUUGAAUUCUUCUUUUUUUCUUUUCUCCUGCCAUGAUUUUUGUCUUACUGUCAUUCAGAUAUCUUCAUUUAUCCACCAAUACGAGCAUCUAUCUAGGAUUAUAUAUUUUCGUCAAUCACAUAUUUACUCAGUUGAUCUAUCUAUCUAUCUAUCUAUCUAUCUAUCUAUCUAUCUAUCUAUCUAUCUAUCUAUCUAUCUAUCUAUUUCAAUCUGUUCAUUAUCUAUCUAUCUAUCUAUCUAUCUAUCUAUCUAUCUAUCUAUCUAUCUAUCUAUUUCAUCUAUCUAUUAUUAUCUAUCUAUCUAUCUAUCUAUCUAUCUAUCUAUCUAUUUAUCUGUUCUAUUUCAAUCUGUUCAUUAUUAUCUAUCUAUCUAUCUAUCUAUCUAUCUAUCUAUCUAUCUAUCUAUCUCUUUAAACUCAACAUCUAUUCAGCUGUCUCAAACUAUAUACAGCGAAUAUUUAUCUAUCUCAAAAUGA
Messenger RNA from Acanthosepion pharaonis, 1209 nucleotides. NCBI's taxonomy places the organism in Eukaryota, Metazoa, Mollusca, Cephalopoda, Sepiida, Sepiidae. The record is from the annotation of a GenBank genome assembly.